AUGUUGCAAUUGAGUACCCCACGACUCAUAAUUCGGCCAUGCAUUGACGCUCACGCCCUUCGGCGUCCGCUUAUCACAUCGAUCUCAAAAUGUGCUAUACCCAGGCACCGUGGACUGCUUACCCUCGCGAUUGAGAGCUCAUGUGAUGACACGUCCGUCGCAAUCGUCGAGAAAGACCCCCCCUCCGGACAUGCAGCAACUGCAAAGGUUCAUUUUCUCGAGAACAUAACAGCGGAUACGCGAAAAUACCGAGGCAUCCACCCAAUCGAAGCGCUACAGUCGCAUCAAGAAAGCCUAGCGAAACUCAUUCAAAAGGCGCUAUGCUCGCUCCCACCCGACGAUGGCGCAGCAGCAUCGCAUAUAUUACCAAAGACUGGAUCUACGCGACGUCGUCUACCUGAUUUUAUCUCCGCAACAAGGGGUCCCGGCAUGCGAUCCAAUCUCUCGGUCGGAUUAGACACAGCUAAGGGGUUGGCAGUUGCAUGGCAGAUCCCUCUUGUAGGGGUACAUCAUAUGCAAGCGCAUCUCCUGACGCCUCGACUCGUCUCCGCUCUCGAUAGCUCCUCACCUAUCGACCAACUACAACCCAAAUUCCCUUUUCUCUCUGUACUUGUCUCCGGCGGCCACUCAAUGCUUGUUCAUACAAAGUCACUACUUGAUCACGAGAUCCUAGUUACGACAGCCGAUAUCGCCAUCGGCGAGACACUGGACAAGUCGGCACGGCUUAUACUUCCAGAGUCUAUAAUAGAAUCGGCAAAUACAACCAUGUACGGCAAACUACUGGAAACAUUUGCGUUUCCCAAUGGUCCCGCAGAUUACGCCGACUACCAACCGUUAAAGACCCGUGGGGAGGAAGUCGUGAAACCCGAUAAGGAUACUUGGGGAUGGUCCUUUACUACUCCGUAUGCCAAUACCCGAGAUCUGAAAUUCAGCUUCUCGAGCGUCUCAAGUACCGUCGGCAAGAUCAUGGCCAACAAGGCAAAAUCAGGUGUUGAGGUGACGCAAGACGAAAGGGUUGCUCUUGCACGGGAGUCGAUGCGUGUUUGUUUCGAGCAUCUAGCCUCAAGAACCAUCAUUGCUCUAGAGCAACUACAAAAGCAGUCCAAAUUUAAUCACCGUCAUCGUCAACAAGUCGAUACGUUAGUCGUCAGUGGCGGAGUCGCUGCCAAUCGAUUUCUCAUGACAGUCCUACGGUCGUUCCUGGAUGUGCGUGGAUUUCCACACAUCCAGGUCAUUGCUCCGCCCCCAUAUCUCUGCACAGAUAAUGCGGCGAUGAUCGGAUGGGCUGGCAUAGAAAUGUUCGAAGCAGGCUAUUCGACAAAUCUCAGCUGUAGGGCAAUUCGGAAGUGGAGUUUGGACCCCAGUGCUGAGGACGGUGGCAUUUUAGGGGCAGAAGGGUGGUGGAUCAGGGGAGAGAAAGUAGAUUCUUAG
Messenger RNA from Talaromyces marneffei, 1431 nucleotides. RefSeq lists its product as uncharacterized. The record is from RefSeq and is a predicted model, not a curated record. The coding region runs from base 1 to 1431 and encodes 476 amino acids. Gene Ontology annotation, biological process: mitochondrial tRNA threonylcarbamoyladenosine modification. Lineage: Eukaryota; Fungi; Ascomycota; Eurotiomycetes; Eurotiales; Trichocomaceae. The transcript has 2 exons. Gene Ontology annotation, cellular component: mitochondrion.